Messenger RNA from Anthostomella pinea, 2067 nucleotides. Lineage: Eukaryota; Fungi; Ascomycota; Sordariomycetes; Xylariales; Xylariaceae. The record is from the annotation of a GenBank genome assembly.
AUGUCGCUGCGUCGCGGCCGCUCUUCUUCCAGAGCCACUUGCAUAGCCAGCACUCCCGCACCAGCCCACAAGCGGCGCCGUCCCAACCAGGACCUUCGUGAGCGGCUCGCGCGAUGUGAGCAGCUCCUGAAGAAUUAUGUCGAUGGCGCUGCCGCUUCGGCCCAGGGCAAAGGCGCCCAACCGCCAAGUGUUCCUGCUGGCAAGGAUAGGGAGCCAGAGGCGGAGCCGGAGCCAGGGCCGCCAUUUUCCGAAACAACAGGUGAGGGAAACUCGAAUCUGAGAGCGCCCGGAAAGAUAAUCGAAGAAGGCGGUACUGUCCGCUUCCUUGAUAACUUUCUCUGGACAAGCUUUCACGAUGAGCUCCAAGCAAUCAAGGACAUCGUCACCACAGGCGACGAAUUGGAGCCGAGUAGCAUCGGAACUGAAGAUCUCUCGCCAGAGAACAACUCCGACCUCUUUCUCGUUUCUGACAAUAUGACUAGUGUCCAGGACUUGCAGCCAGAUCCAGCACAUGUCUUCAGGCUGUGGCAAUUAUUUCUUGACCGCGUCAAUCCGUUGACUAAGGUCGUCCAUGUCCCUACGCUACAGCCGUACGUUAUGGAAGCGGCUGCCAACGUGGGCAACGUGCCAGUAGCCUACCAGGCGCUUCUGUUCGCAGUGUACGGCAUGGCCGUCUUCUCGCUUUCCGAUGACGAGUGUCAUCGGAUGCUUGACACGUCUCGCGAGAAUGCGUUACAGAGAUUCAACAAGGGUACCAAGCUCUCCUUGGUGCGGCUCAACUUCUUGAAGAACCAUGAUAUGACGUCUUUGCAAGCGCUGGUUCUGUUCCUGUCAUCACUUCAAGGACGGAAUGAUCCCCACGCAGGGUGGAUUCUGAGCGGAACCAUCGUCCGUAUUGCCCAGAAGAUGGGCUAUCAUCGUGACGGAACUCACCUCGGCCUGAGCCCAUUCGAGACCGAAUUGCGUCGGCGCUUGUGGUGGUAUAUCGUCACCCAAGACGCGCAGCACGCCAUAGCAUCCGGGUCCAACCACAUGCUCUCUCAAAACUGGGAUACCAGGAUGCCCCAGAACGUCAACGACGCGGAUCUAUUCCCGAGCUCAAUGGAGCCUGUCCAGGCACGCGAGGGACCCACCGAGAUGGCUUUCUGCGUCUUGAUGUACAUGUUCGUGAAAUUCGCGCAGCUGUCAAACACAGCCAUGGAAAACGCCCUUAUCGGAAUGCGCAUCCAGAAUCGGACGGAGCCCACAGCAGCCCAACAACAGGCUAUAAGCGAAUUCAAGGCUCUUAUUGACAAGCUCGAAAGGGACAUGGUAGAUUUCGAGCAGAAGAAGGUCGACCUGAAGGCGGGCGGUGUCUAUGUCGCUGCUAUGACUGUCCGCCCAAUGGUCAUUCGCAAGCUGAAAGCCAUCAUGACGCCGAUGCGAGAGCAGCCAGAGUGGGGGACCGAGAUACUCAGGCCCAAGGACAGCCUGUUCAAGGCUUUUCUCACGGCCUGUGAAGACAAAGCCGGAGCGUACGAAGCCGGGUCCGCGCAUGGCUUCGGAUGGUAUUACAUGCAGUACUUCCAAGUCGAAGGCUUCGGCGUCAUGGCGGCUCAGCUGGCACAGCGUCCAACCGGCCGCCUCGCUGACCGUGGAUGGAAUGUGAUCGAGAAGGUCUACAAGUAUCAACCGGUCCUAUUCGAUAUGUCACAGAAGCCCUAUGCGGCGCAGGCUCGGAUCACCCUCAAGGCAUGGAAAGCGCGCGAACAGGCUCUGGCCCAGUCAGGCCAAUAUAUCGACCUGCCCGAGUGUGUCCGCCGCCUCAGCGAAGCCAUUCAAUAUGCUAGCGACUCGGGCUCAUCUGCGAAGGCAUCGAUAUCACCGCCGGAAGCCUCGCAGAUGCCGCAAGAGGUUACAGACAUAGACCUGCUCAUCAGUCAGAGCAUGGACAUGCCUACAAUGAGCUGGGACAUGUUGGGACCGAUGUGGAGCGACAUGGGGAUGGAUAAUGAAAAUCAGGAAUCGGCAAUGGAGUUUGAGGGUAUGGACUUUGGUGACAUGGGCCAGAUGGGCAAUAUGGGAUGA